Messenger RNA from Toxotes jaculatrix (banded archerfish), 1093 nucleotides. It is a transcript of the gene ccdc124, whose product is annotated as coiled-coil domain containing 124. The coding region runs from base 106 to 768 and encodes 220 amino acids. Gene Ontology annotation, cellular component: nucleus. The transcript has 5 exons. Gene Ontology annotation, biological process: transcription by RNA polymerase II. Lineage: Eukaryota; Metazoa; Chordata; Actinopteri; Toxotidae. Gene Ontology annotation, molecular function: transcription coactivator activity. The record is from RefSeq and is a predicted model, not a curated record.
AGUGCGCGCUGGUUCCAGAGAGGAGGUGGCAGAUGCCUCUUCGAAACAACAGUCGUCUAUUUACGACCUGUUUUCCUCUCAUACUGCUGAAGAGCAGCUGUUGGGAUGCCAAAGAAGUUCCAGGGCGAGAACUCCAAGGCAGCCACAGCCAAAGCCCGCAAGGCUGAGGCCAAGGCAGUGGCAGAUGCCCGUAAGAAGCAGGAGGAAGAGGAUGCUCUGUGGCAGGAAACUGACAAACAUGUACUCAAAAAAGAGCAGAGAAAGGAUGACAAGGAGAAGAAGAGGCUGGAAGCCCUAGAGAGGAAAAAGGAAAACCAGCGACUUCUGGAUGCGGAGAAUGCCAGGCUGAAAGGCAAAUCCCAAAAGGAGGCUUUAUCUGGAGGAAAAGUGACACGUGCCCAGAUCGAAGAGAUACUUCAGAAUGAGCAGGAGCAACAGCAGGAGCUCAAACCGCAAGAAAAGAGCCACCUGGAGACUCCACUGGAGGAGAACGUGAACAGAAUUAUCCCUGAUGAAGGAACGGUGGAAGCCAGGACAAUAGAAGACGCCAUUGCUGUGCUCAGCACGGGACCUGAGGAGCUGGACCGCCACCCAGAGCGGAGGGUGAAAGCAGCGUUUCUUGCCUAUGAGGAGGUCAACAUGCCUCGCCUAAAAAAGGAGAACCCCAAUAUGAGAUUGUCGCAGCUGAAGCAACAGUUGAAGAAGGAGUGGAUGAAGGCGCCAGAGAACCCCCUGAACCAACGCUUUGCCAACUACAACUCAAAGUGAAUGCGCUCUUUCCCCCUGUGACACCAUUUGACACCUGUCUUUCUACGCACAUUGGAGACUUUCAUUUGAAAAUUGAAUAAUUUCAUCUAAAAAUUGCUGACGAGUACUCCACCACCACCUUCUCAGAAACUAUCUCUCCAGUACCAGAGGACUCUACUUUGUUGUUUCAUUCACUUGCAAGGAGAAGCUCUGCUGUUGCACGUGACCUCUAAUGUGGCAUCUCAGCAUCCAAUAAUUAAUUACAUUUUUUUUCUAGCACUUAUAGGGAGGUGGUCAAUCAGAUGUUUUCAGAGUAACUUAUUAAAGUUCAUCACUCGAUCAUCAA